AUGAACGUUAUCUAUCAAGCUGAUUUUCGUGCAUUUGCCAGUACAUUUUUUCAAUUACUUGCCACAUUCUGUUCACAUACUCAACGAUCAAUACAUGAUGCAGUGGACGAUCUUCGAUCACAAACUCUUCUCACACCUAAUGUUUUAUCUUUUGAAUCAUUGGAUGUUGAAGUUCAAGCUAAGAGCCAAUUUCUUCGAACAUCUACAGCAAAUAGUCUUGUUCGAUUGCUUGAACUCGUACGUAGCACAACACAUACCAAUACACUCUAUUCAGCAUUUCAAACAUCUGAACUGUUACUUAAAACGACCACAGAUGAUGGCUUGACGACAUUGAUCGAAACGGGAGUUAUACUUUUUCCAACCAGUUUUACGGAAUGUGAAUGUUCAAUAACGCCUACAUGUUCAGUACCAACUGGGUUUUUCAAUGAUAUAAACAUUGGUAUUAGCGCGGGCAUUGCCCCUGAACGACUGAAUCCGAUACUUGUAAACGGCAUAUUAUUUUCAUGCUACUCAACCGAGUCAUUACUUCAAUCGACGCUUGAAUGUUUCUUCAAUCAAUCGUGUCUUGAAACUAUUCUGCAAUUUUUCUCAAAUUGUAACACUGUUAAUAUCGAUGUUCUUAAUAUAAAUCAAACUCAUUUUGCGGCGAGUACAACAAUUAAGAAAAUCAUCAAUCAAUUGUUUAUUGAGAACUGGUCUGCACAAACUUUGUUCACAAAUUAUUUCACAUCGUGCGCGCCUAUGUUGUGCACAUAUACCAUUGAAAAGCACAACAGUUUUUUAUAUGUAAUAAUCAAAUUAUUGGGUAUCUAUGGUGGACUAACUGCUACUUUACGUGUAUGCAUUCCUGUUAUUGUUGGUUGGUGGCGAAAAAGGCGAGUCAACACGCAAAUAGAAGCCAAUUCAAGUACGUAUUUUAUAUAGAAUAGGUUCAUUGAACAAUUUUUGACGAGAUGUAAAGAAAAUACAUAUUUUGUUUUUGCUUCGAUAGAAUCUGAAUUGAAAGUGUGAAAAUUGGAUUUUGUUAUACUAAGCUUAGAAUAUUCAAAAAGACCUUUCAUUUACUCAUAUUGUUUAUUGAGUUCAAUUAUUGAUAAAAAGUUAAUCUUUUUUAAGAAUAGACAAAAUUUUUUAAAGAAUAUCACAGAUAUUUUAUUUACUAUAGCGAAUAGCGUCCAGUAACUGAGAUAUAUAGUAAUCAUUUGAUCGAUUUAAUGAUUGAACACGUUUUGAUAAUCGCAUAGUCUCACAUAUAUGAAAACUUUUGAACGAAGAAGCAUUCCAAAUUCAGUUCUCAUCAAAGAGAUUUUCAAAUUAGAAUCGAAGUCAUAUAAAAGUUGUAUACAUGUAAACAGAAUGAGUUGAAAAAUCCCGAGAAAUUCGAAUGAAAACCAAGGAUUAAUAGUAUAUAUUCUCACUAAUGUUUUUUUUGUUUGUUCAGUAUGAAUUGAUAUGUGCACUGAUUAGACAGCUUAUGUCAAUGAGCGUUUGUCUAUUUUGCCUAAGCAUUGCAUCUGUGUCUAUGCUGAAUUGACUGCACAAUGUAAUCAUUAUGCCAUUGCCUUCUAAAACUGGCCAUACGAGUCAAAAUCAGCUUUCUUACUGCGGGAAAAGACUAACUGUGUUGAAUAUCUCUAGGAAGUUUCUUUUUUAUGGUUAAAAAAAAACUUAGUAGUGAGCCCUUUACACACCUAAUGAUUCUUCAUGUGCGUUUCAAUUUCAAUAAUAUAUAUUCUAAAAUCUCGGUAACAGGUUUUUCGAUAAUAGUUGUAAAGUGUGCAUUAUUGAUUAUUUGUAUGCUUUCAAAAGCUAUUAUUUGAGCUGUAUAACAAAGGGUAUGGAUAUGGAUGAGAUAUAGAUCUCUGUAUAUGUGAUUGUUUUUAUCUUCUUUAAGCCUACAUGUCAUAUCCAUAU
Molecule: messenger RNA, 1914 nt
Organism: Rotaria sordida
Lineage: Eukaryota; Metazoa; Rotifera; Eurotatoria; Philodinida; Philodinidae
Source: the annotation of a GenBank genome assembly